AUGGCAAUUAAUAACGAUGAUCAUCCGCAAUCGGAACUGGAUAUGCUCGAACACGCCAUGAACUCCAUGAUGCAGGGAACCUUUUCUUUGCUUUUCAAGAAUUUGCUCGAUCCGUCCAUUUUCGACGAUCGCCAAUUUCCUGCGGCCAUGGAUCAAGCUCGGAUCACCAAUGGCGAACCCUUGGUAGAGAGUGAAGGAAGCGACUUUAGACGUAUUGCCCAGAAAGCUCGGAGACAGCGGAAUCCGGACGAGUCUACGGAGGCUCCCGAAGAGAUCGUGUCAGCUGCGGGCCAUACCUGGGGAUCGGACAAGGACGUGCCCGUCGGGUUCCCAUCGCUGUCGACAUUGUUCGCUUCCAUGAUACCCAGUGACAAUAUGACUUGGUCAUCUUCGUCAACUUCCACGCGGUCUGUUGUGCAUCCGGAUGGAACCGAGGAAACCACGACUGUGCAGUCGCGCAAUGGUGUGACAGAAACUAUUAAAAAGGUGCGAUACCCGGAUGGGACGAUCGAGGAAACACGACAAAAUUCAAGCCAGCCUUCACCUGCAGUGACCAUGCAACCCAACAGUGAUUUUGGACAGUCCCGAACUUCCAAUCACGAAGACCCGCCAAAGUCAACAUUUUCCAUCAGUCAGCUCUGGAACUCAUUUUUCCGCUGA
Radiomyces spectabilis is the source of this 660-nucleotide messenger RNA. RefSeq lists its product as uncharacterized. Lineage: Eukaryota; Fungi; Mucoromycota; Mucoromycetes; Mucorales; Radiomycetaceae. The record is from RefSeq and is a predicted model, not a curated record. The transcript has 2 exons. Bases 1 to 660 code for a protein of 219 amino acids.